Molecule: messenger RNA, 1126 nt
Organism: Mercurialis annua (annual mercury)
Lineage: Eukaryota; Viridiplantae; Streptophyta; Magnoliopsida; Malpighiales; Euphorbiaceae
Product: glucan endo-1,3-beta-glucosidase 13
Exons: 4
Coding region: 283-822 (179 amino acids)
Source: RefSeq, a predicted model, not a curated record
AAUUUUGCAUGACCAUUUUCAUGCUCUUUAAGAAUAUAAAAAAUAAGAAGAAAAAAACUCGUAGGAAGAAAUUGUUGAUUCCUUCCUUGUAACUCUCUAUUAGUUUGCAACUCUCUUUAAAUAUAAUAAUACUAUAUAUAAUUAUAAGCAUUUAUAAAGCAUUAUUAUCAUCACCUACUGAAAGAGAGUCUGUAUAACCAGACUUAAACUCUACACCCAUCAACUUUUUUCUAUUUUUUGCAUUGUGAGUACUCAGACAAGAACAUUUUUGGUUUUAUUACAAUGAGGAAGAAAAUAUUGGUUUUAUUACAGUGCAUUUUCUUGGUGGAAUGCUUUCUGGUUAUGAAAAUGGAGUCAGCAAUAGUAGCAGAAGACAAAGAAGAAGCAGUAAUUCCAGUGGCAACAAUGUCACCACCAGAGGGCAACACAACAUUUCUUGGUGGGUCAACAUGGUGUGUGGCUCUUGCAGGUGUGACUCAAAUUGAUUUGCAGAAUGCUUUAGACUGGGCCUGUGGCUUAGGGAUGACAGAUUGUUCUGCAAUUCAGCAAGGUGGAGCUUGUUUUGAGCCUAACACUCUGCUCUCCCAUGCUUCAUUUGCUUUCAACAAUUAUUAUCAGCAAAAUGGCAAUUCUGAUAUUGCUUGCAAUUUUGGUGGGACGGCCACUUUAACUAAGAAUAAUCCGAGUUAUGGAAAAUGUGUAUAUGCAUCAUCUGGAGUAGGAUCUCUACGGUCGUCGGCACCGCCAUCCUCCAAGUACAGACCAAAUUUUGUAUGGUGGAAGUUUGCUGGGAUUUUGCUGCUUUUGUACUGGAGAAGCUGAUUGUGGUUGACUUGUGAAUCAAGUUAAAUUUAAUGCUGAUAUUAAACCCUCCCUUUAUCAAUUUUUCAAGUUUAUGAGAAUGAAAAGGCAAAAGGAAUUAAUUAAGAUUAGAUUAAGGUUGAUUUUAGUCUUUUUGGAAUUAGAAUUAAUUGCUCAAGUUAUUCUUAUCUUUGUCUUGAAGAUUUGGAAUCUAUGUUAGAUAUGGCGUUUGCUAUCAAAUUCUUCUUUUUGUAUUAUGCUUUCAAUCAAGGACUUGGUUAGAAAGAACUUCAUUAUAUCUUGAUUGAUUAUUUUAAAGGCUAAA